Lodderomyces theae is the source of this 1563-nucleotide messenger RNA. RefSeq lists its product as uncharacterized. The transcript has a single exon. The coding region runs from base 1 to 1563 and encodes 520 amino acids. Gene Ontology annotation, biological process: Golgi to plasma membrane protein transport. Gene Ontology annotation, cellular component: trans-Golgi network. Lineage: Eukaryota; Fungi; Ascomycota; Pichiomycetes; Serinales; Debaryomycetaceae. The record is from RefSeq and is a predicted model, not a curated record.
AUGAUUCACGAAACAAGCAUUCUCCCUGGUGUUGGCAUUGGAAACAACAUCAAGCUAGGCUCGACGUUGUACGACGUUAUUAAUGAAUUAAACAAAUACAACUACAAAUAUCAAGUGAUUUACUCAGAAACCAAGUAUUAUGAGUCACCCAUAUUAGUACAAAUUGUUGAUUUAGACAUUCGACUUACUUUCCAAAACAGAAUGGAGCAAGUGUUGUGCUUGAUUGAGUUUUUGCACUUGGAUGGAAAUAAUAAUGGUGGACCGUUGCGACUAAUGUACAAGAAUCAAAGUUUGAAUGAGUUUGAGCAAGUUUUCAGUGAGGGAAAAUCUAAUGGGAGUGUGAAUGGCAGUGGCAAUAACAAGGAUUUUGAUGUAGUCGAUGAGCCAAGGGGACUGCCUUUGACAAUUGAAGAAAUAGUCAAAUCAAACUUAUCUAAUGGCAGUCAGCAUGUGAAUGGAUCCUUUGACAAUGGAGCUCGAACUAAACUCGUUUCAAGUGGACCUUCAUUUCAACUUAUUUACAACAAGCUAUUUGGACCGACAUAUCCAGGGGUGUUUAAUAAAACAAACAAGUCAUAUAUUCUUUCCUAUCCCGGGAUUGCAUUCAAGUACAAGAUAGUCAAUGAAGAGCUAUGCCAUAGAUUGAACGAAGAAUCAAGUGAGCUAAUGUUGGACACAUUGAUCAACUGGGACGAUAACCCAAACGAUAUAGUGUGCAAUUCGAUUGCAAUAUUCAGAGGAAAGACUUGGAAAGAGUAUCGAGCCAAUAAGAGUGAUCAAGUACCUAUAUCUCAAAAUUGUUGCUCAAAGUUUGCAGUUGAUCUUGAUACUGGAGUCAUUAAGGUGAGUGAUAAGGGCACUAUUGAAAUUGGCAAAUCAACGCAACAAGAUGUCAUUGACAUACUUGGUCCGCCAGAUGACAGGUUUAACAAGCAUGACUCGCGUUUGUUAAUACACAAUUACCUCAGUGAUGACAGCUUAGAAGAAGAAGGACAAAAAGGUGGUGGUGGUGCUGACGAUGGUGGUAAUGGUGACGGACAAGCCAGAAAGGAUUUCAAGAAUUGCAAGUUUCACAACUACUAUAAGCUUGGAGUUGAUAUAUUGUACGAUUUGCAAAAACCACUACAGUGCGGGACAUCAGGAAGUGGUGCAUUAUACAGUGUGGUGAAUAAAGUGGUUCUCCACAAUGGAGGUAUUGUUGAAGAUCUCAGUUUUAUGAAGUGGAACCGAUGCAAUUGGACUAUCAAGUCUAGUCGAUUUGAAGACCCAAUAAAUUCAACAAUGUAUUUUGAUAAUCUUCCUGCUGGGUUUAAGAGUUUGACACCCGUGUUUCUAAACCGGUAUGAGUCGGAGUUUAUUGAUAAUGAUUUGGAUGUGAUUGAUAUACCGUAUAUGGAUACAGACAAUGAUUCAAAGAAGCAAAAGCAGAAGAGUUUGGUGCAUCAUAAGAGAAACAGUGCAAAGUUGAAGAGAUGGGGUCAGUCCAAAUUGUAUGGGUUGCAAGGGUGUAUUGUCGAAGUGCUCAAUUCCAAUGGCUGUAUAAGCAGUAUAACCAUAUAUUAG